UGACAGUCGACAUUCAACGAGGUCCAAAUACCAAUUGCUUUCUCGUAAUUAACUUGUGGCAAACGAAAUGAGUGAUUAAUAAUGAAAAGAUGCAAUGACACGUCAAAUCUAGACCAUAUUUCAUUAUCGUAAGUGCGAAGUUGUUGCAACGGAAACAAAUAUUGACAACUCAUUUUCAUUUUAAGUGUUGACGACGAAGAGGACAUAUGUAUUUUCCAAAGAGACUCAAAGCAUCGGGAGGAAGAAACGAUCUUAACGCCUUCUAUAUCGUCAUGUUAAUAAUUACUUUCGUUAUAGCAAUGCUUGCCUGCGAGGUAAAAAUGUCGGCUUGGAACGCAAAAAAUGACGAAGGUGCACUCCAUGUUGACGGAGACAUCAUUUUGGGCGGGCUGUUUCCGCUUCACAAAAAAAGCAAAAAAGAUGAAAACACGUGUGGUCCCUUUAGUGAAGUACCAGGUUUCCAAUACAUGGAAGCGAUGCUCUUUACGAUCCGAGAAAUCAACUCCGAUCCCAACAUACUCCCAAACAUCACACUGGGGGCAAGAAUAUACGACACUUGUCAGAGUAAAACCAUCGCAGCAAAUGCAGCAAAGAAUUUCAUAAAAAUGACAUUGUCAAGUAAUCGCAAUUCUACGUUGGCAGGAGUAAUCGGGGCGCUUAGUAGCGGGGUUUCUGAAACUGUUGCAAAUUUUCUUCGUGUCUUCGAGAUUCCUCAGAUCAGCUAUGCUUCAACGAGUAUCAUUUUAAGUAACAAAGAUAUCUACAGUUACUUUCUGCGCGUCGUUGCACCAGAUUCAUUUCAAGCUCAGGCAAUGGUUGAUAUUCUCGUAGAGUUUAAUUGGACUUAUGUCUCCACCAUCAACUCAGCCGGACCAUACGGUACGGAAGGCAUGAAAAAGUUUACGGAAGUGGCCCAACGGAAUGGUAUAUGCGUCGACUUUAAGGCGGAAAUGAAAGCAUACCCCUCUGAAAAGGAAUAUGAGAACACCAUAUUGAAUAUCUUUCGGCGAGCCGAACAGAGCAACGUUUCGGUAAUUGUCAUCUUUGGAACGGAGACUGUAAUACGUAAUUUUCUGGAGGCCUAUGCUAAGCACAGUCAUCAGGCACCACGUGAUUUUACGUGGUUAGGAAGUGACGGUUGGAGCAACAGACCACAUGUCGUUGAAACUGCACCGGAGGCUGCACUUGGUGCAAUAACAAUCAUGAUGAGAGCGGGAAAACUGUCGGAAAAGUUUCGAAGAUACUUUACUAAUUUGAAUUUGACCAACUAUCCAUUUGACAAAAGAUACUUCUACGAAUUUUGGGAACAUCGAUUCAAUUGUCUUCCCAAGACCGUUGCUGGGAGCCAAUCCAAAAAUUGCCAAGGCGACGAAUCUCUUGCCGACGUCGAUAUUGAAUACAGUCCAGUCAGGGUGGUAAUCAAUGCCGUGAACGCAUUUGCCAAAGCGUUGCAUAGCCUGCACAAAGAGCUGUGCCCAAACAAAAGUGGGCUGUGCUUCAAGAUGAAUCGUAUUGAAAGACGGAGAUUGUUGGACCACCUCAAGAAUGUAUCUUUCUGGGAUCCGUCCGUGAAUAGCGCGUUCAGGUUUGAUCAGAAUUACGAGGUCAGCGGCAUGUACGACAUCGUCAAUUUUCGACAGGAAGAUGGCGUCAAUAAAUACAUCCGAGUGGGAACCUGGGACGGUGACAUAAACGAAACCGGUCAUAUUACGUCACGGUUGAUAAUUAAGAAGAAAAUAACUUGGCUGAAAGGUGAAAGUAAUCCACCUUCGUCUUUCUGUACAAAAACAUGUCGCCAUGAUGAGACUAGCGUACGGAUGCCAAAGUUCGAUUUUACAUGCUGCUGGAGUUGCCAUGAAUGCGAACCACAAGAAAUAGUUAACAACAACACAUGCGUCAGCGGUCCUGUAGGUUGGCUUCCUAACAUGAACCGCAGUGGAUGGGUAAAACGCAAGGUGGUCUUUGUCGAUUGGAUUAACGGUUCAUCAAUUGCAUUGGUGACUUUAUGUUUUAUGUCGCUUGCACUCACGUUUGCUGUAUUUGCGUCAUACAUCUUACACAAAAAUCACACCUUAAUAACGGCGGGCGGGCGGGAGCUGAGUUUUAUUCUGUUACUUGGUAUAAGCUUUUGUUUUAUCGUGCCCAUGUUAUUUUUGAGAAAACCACAGAAAUCCAUCUGUUUGGCGCGAAAUUUGAUGACAGGCCCCACGCUCACAAUGUGUUAUGCUCCCAUGUUGAUGAAGAUCCACCGACUGUAUCAAACCACUAUGAACGCAACCACGACGACGCAAAAAAUCUUAACAAACCGCAUUCAACUGUUGGUAACGGUUGGCAUGGUAACAACACAACUCUUCUUCACAACUCUAUGGUUAACCAUCAAUCCUUCGUAUCCCGAAGAGAAUUACUACAGUGAAAGAGAGGAACUGGUGCUAGAAUGCACCCCGGAUGUUGUGGGUUUUACAGUCAAUCUCAACUACGUCAUGCUGCUGAUGAUAUUGUGUACAGUGUACGCUUUCAAGUCGAGGAAGAUCUUGGAGACUGUCAACGAGUCGAAGUAUCUUCUCUUCACAAUGUAUGUGACAUGCGCAGUGUGGACUAUCUUCUUUCCCAUAUACAUAAACGCAAAACGCAGCACAAACCGUGUGUAUCUCAUAUCAGGAACCUACCUAAUUAUUGGAUUGAUUACCCUACAUGGGCUGUUCGCUCACAAUGUAUACACAGUGAAUCAAUCACGAACCAAUGACUUAGACGGAGCAAAUUAAACAAAAACGCCAUAACAGGAUUUAAAUCACUGGGUCGGUAAAAAACAAGUAUAGAUAAUUCUAAGAAAGCCAAGGGUAUCGUUGAAAAUAGUUAGAAUUAGUUUUAAUAACCUGUGCUUAAUAGUCUAAAACGGAAAUUGGGCUUUUAGUUCAAGCUUUAAGUACAUUUAGACGGCUAGUGAGCCAUAGUAUAAUAAAAAUGAUGCACGACCUACGGAGAGACGUAAAGACCAUCAAGAACAAGGCUAACUUAUGAAGUGUAGCACUACAGCUUCUAUAAGACAAAGAUUACGACAAUAAUUGCUGGGACUUGUAACAUUUUUCUAACUGAAACUACUUAUUUACUACUGCCUUAAUAAUUUAACGAUCAAGAUAUCGAUAGAGACUAAAUAGUUGUGAAUAGUUUACGAGUUGUGAAUAGUUUACGAGUUCGAAUAAUUGCCCGAAUGCUUCGACAAGGUGUCAGCGAUUGAUUAAUUAAAGUAGUGAAAAUCCUCUGAUUUCACAAAAACCAUGA
This is a messenger RNA of Xenia sp. Carnegie-2017, 3279 nucleotides long. Its product is annotated as metabotropic glutamate receptor 8-like. The coding region runs from base 207 to 2762 and encodes 851 amino acids. The record is from RefSeq and is a predicted model, not a curated record. Gene Ontology annotation, biological process: G protein-coupled glutamate receptor signaling pathway; regulation of synaptic transmission, glutamatergic. Gene Ontology annotation, cellular component: membrane. The transcript is spliced from 3 exons. Gene Ontology annotation, molecular function: adenylate cyclase inhibiting G protein-coupled glutamate receptor activity. NCBI's taxonomy places the organism in Eukaryota, Metazoa, Cnidaria, Anthozoa, Malacalcyonacea, Xeniidae.